GAUCGGUCUUGCCUGUGGUGUGGGAAAGUGAUGAAUGGGGGCUGUUCUGCCAGGGGAGGAGGGCUGCUGUCACUCUGGCAUGCCUACAGCCUUAUUUAUUACACACCAAACUAUAAAACCAAACUGAGAGCCGCUUCAGCUCUCAGCUCCAGUCCUGGCAUCCACCCGAGGAGACCACGCUCCUGGAAGGAGCCUCAGGGAGGCUCUGAGGCUCUGUUGAGAAUCAUGCUUUGGAGGCAGCUCAUCUAUUGGCAACUUCUGGCUUUGUUUUUCCUCCCUUUUUGCCUGUGUCAAGAUGAAUACAUGGAGGUGAGCGGAAGAGCUAAUAAAGUGGUGGCGAGAAUAGUGCAAAGCCACCAGCAGACUGGCCGUAGCGGCUCCAGGAGGGAGAAAGUGAGAGAGCGGAGCCAUCCUAAAACUGGGACUGUGGAUAAUAACACUUCUACAGACCUAAAAUCCCUGAGACCAGAUGAGCUACCGCACCCCGAGGUAGAUGACCUAGCCCAGAUCACCCCAUUCUGGGGCCAGUCUCCACAAACUGGAGGAAUGGCCCCAGACUGCAGUAAGUGUUGUCAUGGAGACUACAGCUUUCGAGGCUACCAAGGGCCCCCUGGGCCACCGGGCCCUCCUGGCAUUCCAGGAAACCAUGGAAACAAUGGCAACAACGGAGCCACUGGUCAUGAAGGAGCCAAAGGUGAGAAGGGCGACAAAGGUGACCUGGGGCCUCGAGGGGAGCGGGGGCAGCAUGGCCCCAAAGGAGAGAAGGGAUACCCGGGGAUUCCACCGGAACUUCAGAUUGCGUUCAUGGCUUCUCUGGCAACUCACUUCAGCAAUCAGAACAGUGGGAUCAUCUUCAGCAGUGUUGAGACCAACAUUGGAAACUUCUUUGAUGUCAUGACUGGUAGAUUUGGGGCCCCAGUAUCAGGUGUGUAUUUCUUCACCUUCAGCAUGAUGAAGCAUGAGGAUGUUGAGGAAGUGUAUGUAUACCUUAUGCACAACGGCAAUACAGUCUUCAGCAUGUACAGCUAUGAAACGAAGGGCAAAUCAGAUACAUCCAGCAACCAUGCUGUGCUGAAGCUGGCCAAAGGGGAUGAGGUUUGGCUGCGAAUGGGCAACGGUGCUCUCCAUGGGGACCACCAACGCUUCUCCACCUUUGCAGGAUUCCUGCUGUUUGAAACAAAGUAAAUAUGUGACUAGAAUAGCCCCACUUUGGGGAAGACUUGUAGCUGAGCUGAUAUUGUUAUGGUCUGAGGAACAUUAAAGUUGAGGGUUUUACAGGCUGUAUUCAAAAAAUUAUUGGUUACUAUGCUAUUCAUGCUACAGGUAUACAUCAAUCAUGUUGGACAACUCAGGGGCUCAGAAGAAUCAACCAUUAGUCUCAGAUGACCUUGACUAAUAUACUGAGCAUCUUUAUCAUUAUUUCCUUGGCACCUAAAGGAGAAUUCUCCUCUGACACAGCUUGGAAAUAAUUUUUCCUAUCAGAGAAAUCAUUUGCAAAGAAUUUUGGCUGCUCUGCUUUUAAUUUAAUAUCAGUUUUCAGGAACUCCUGAAGUCUUAAAUUCAUCAUUCUUUAUAACACUUGAGAGAACAGGAUGCAGUGAUAUUGCUGGGGCAAGAACAGGGGUGCACUUGCCAGGACCUAGGUUCCGGAAACAUUCAUAAAGCCUAGACUGGGAAGUAACACUUUCACCCAGUGGAUCAAUAUUCAUGAAUAAAAUAGAGUUUUUAAAAUAAUUUCAGAUAGCUUUUAGAUAGCAAAAGUAUUUACAAUGUAGACAAGUAAUUGGUUCCUCCUUUUUAAUAAAAAUACUUCUGUAAUUAAACCUUGAGUUCUAAUGGCUUGCAUUUUUAGAAAUAGAAUGUUCUCAUGGUCCGAAACUGGGUUUAUAUGAUCUGGCUUAUCAGAUUCACUCUUUGCCAUUUUGUUUCUUGAGUUACAACAGGUCUUUGUCACUGUGGCCUGCAGAACCAGUUAAGGUGAGCUUAGUUCAUAUGGGAUGAAUAUUAUCACAUUCUUUUCUUUUAAUUUGGAAAUCACCCCCAGUAUAUUUCUACUUUAUAUACACUAAGUCAUGUUAAAGGGGAUGUAAACUUAAUUAUAUACAUGCAAACUAAUGAAUAUGAAAUAUAAGAAUAUUCCAUUUAAGAAACACAUGAGAAAAGGGUCUUAGUGUUUUAUUCAAUAAAAAAAAUAUGACUUCCUUGUUUACAAUACUUAACCAAGAUUCACAGAGCAGCUUUUAUGUGCCAGGUAUUGUAGAAGGUGUCACUUGGUUUUUGCCUAUCUGUCUGCACCCUAAAGUCUAUUCUCAAAGGACUAAACUUGCCACCAAAAUGAUAUUAUAAGAAUGUUCCGAAAGUUCUGAAGAGAGUUUCCAAAGAUGAUACUCCAAUUUGGCUUAUUUUAGGCAAAGAAGGCAUCAUAAGAAGAUGUCUUUACCCUCAUUUUGAAUCAUAUUUAAAAUGCACUAGCCAGACGCCUAUCUGAAACAUUUCAUAUAAUGAAUUCCCUUUGAAAUAUCGAGACUUUAAUUUAUUCUCUAUAACAAUCUACAUUUCCACAUAGGCUUUUAAACCAUGGGUUUACUUGCAUUGAUUAUCCCUACAACUAAAGGCAUAGAGAGCUAAUUAGAGCUGCCUUAUUAGCUAAUUCAGUGCCCUCCACGUUCAGCUUAGCCUUUGACCCUUUCCUUUGAUCCACAACUAUGUUGAAACUCCGAAUUCACAUGCAAUGCCAUUUUAAAGUCAGUAGAUUUUAGCUAUAAUGUGCUUGACCAGUAAUGUUUUUGUAAUUUUGUAUAUGUCCCCCCACAUCACCCCCGACUUCAGACAUGGGGUCAGGAGGCUGAGGUUUGCUAUUAACAAAUGUCAUAAAUAUUUCAUAGAGGUAUGUUGCCAAUAGAUAUUCAAAUGUUGUAUGUUGGCCAGAGGGAUUUUAUAUCUGAAGAACAUACAGUAUUAAUAAAUACUUAGAGAAAAAUUUUGACCUGGUUUAGAUAAAACUGUGGCAAGAAAAAUGUAACAAGCAAUAUAUGGAAAUAAAUACACCUUUGUUAUACUUUCUAAACUUGUUUUUAAUAAAGUUUAAUAGUCAUACAAUUGUAAAUCACCAUGGUUAACGCAAAGUGAAAAUAUUUUCAUGCAGAUGAUGUAAACAGCCAUGUGAAUAAGUGACAUGGCACACAGCAGGGUCAUGUGACUCCAGAAAACUUCGCUUUUCAGUUAUUCCAUUAUUAUAAAUCCAACCUUUUAAGACAUUGAUAUUUGGAGGACUCGCUAAUAAAAUCUGAAUAUCUCUGA
This is a messenger RNA of Callithrix jacchus (white-tufted-ear marmoset), 3300 nucleotides long. RefSeq names its product C1q and TNF related 3 (gene C1QTNF3). Gene Ontology annotation, molecular function: protein binding. Lineage: Eukaryota; Metazoa; Chordata; Mammalia; Primates; Cebidae. The record is from RefSeq and is a predicted model, not a curated record.